Danaus chrysippus (African queen) is the source of this 735-nucleotide messenger RNA. The record is from the annotation of a GenBank genome assembly. NCBI's taxonomy places the organism in Eukaryota, Metazoa, Arthropoda, Insecta, Lepidoptera, Nymphalidae.
AUGGGGGGGCUAAUGUUUUGGGCCUCCCUCUCAACAAUGGUGGUGACGAUGAAUUAUGUGAUGGCCUGUGAUGAUAAAGGAUGCUUGCUGGAGGCGUUGAAAGAAAUGAAGGAAUGCAAAAAAGCAGUUCUGGCUUCAUUGUUGAAACCUCUACUCGCUUCUAAAUUAGAAAAAAAAGAGAAAUGCAGUAAGUGCUCUUUGGCUGAACCACCACCUCCUCCGGCUACCAUCAUGUUGAUGCCGGCUUCUCCGCCUCCGUGCCUACCACCAGCUCCGCCGAUGAUGCUGUCACCACCACCCUGUCUACCACCGCCCAUGUUCUUGCCAGCACCGAUGCCAGCCCCUACCUGUCUCGCACCGCCGCCCCCUAUGAUUCUAUCUCCUCCACCGCCUGCCAUGUGCGUCCCAGCACCUCCUCCCUCUCCCUAUAUCUUCCCAGCACCAGCUCCUCCUUUAAUGUUACCACCUUCUCCGCUAGUUCUGCCAGCUCCGGCUCCUCCACCAAUAUUCAUGCCAGCACCUCCUCCGUUGCCUCUAUCUCCUUGUUCGUGCUACCCUCCUCCGCCAGCUCCGUCGCCAAUAGUUAUUUCCCUGGUUCCGCCAGCGCCCCCUCCCUGCCAUCUACCACCCCCUCCUCCCGGCCUGCCCAUGACAGCCUACAUGGUCCCACCACCGGUUCCCAUCACCCUGGAACCCAAGCCAUUGGAGCUGCCUCCGUGUAAAUGUCACUAUUAA